AUGGAAUCAUUGAUAGAAAGAAUGCAGAGUUGUCAGGGUGGCAUUCCUGUUCGAACUGCAAAGCACUUCCUCACAAAAAUACCUACCUGCUUCACAGGUGCUGCUUUCGUUGAAUGGCUGGUCACAAAUCUUGAUGUCACUGACCACAAUGAGUUGAUGCACCUGGCACAUCUCAUAUCGUCACAUGGAUACGUCUUUCCAAUUGACGAUCAUGUCCUAACUGUUAAAAAUGAUUUCACUUAUUAUAGAUUUCAAACGCCAUUCCUGUGGCCAUCAAACAACUGGCAGCCUGAUGAUUAUGACUAUGCUGUAUAUCUGUGCAAGCGAACGAUGCAGAACAAGCAGAGGUUGGAGCUUGCAGAUCACGAAGCUCAGGCACUGGCCAGAUUGCAGAAGACCUUCUCCAGGAAAUGGGAGUUUAUAUAUCUACAAGCUGAAGCACAAGCCAAAGUUGACAGGAGGCGUGAUAGAAUCGAAAGGAAAGUUCUGGAUAGCCAGGAACAAGCCUUCUGGGAUCUCCAUCGACCGGCACCAGGCUGUGUCAACACAACAGAAGAAGACCUGAAAAAGACUCAGCGGUGCAUGAAGGAUCUACUUUACCCACUCUCCAUUUUAUUUCAUUACAUUGUUACUCUAGCUUUUCUAUCAAAAUUACUUUCACAGAUCGAAAAGUUUCAAGGCUUACUACAAAGACGCAGGGUUAAAGUUUCAAAAGUGUCCGAAUGCUACAUGUCGUUUAGCGAACAGUAUAGCGAAUAUGAUCCCUUCGUGACAACUUCUCAUCCUCCUAAUCCUUGGAUAUCAGAUUCAACAGAUUUCUGGCAACUUCAAGAUUCAAACUUCGAAAUCCCUGCAUGGCGGAUCAACAGGUGGUCGUUUGGAUUGCAUGAACUCCUGAAAGAUCCCGCUGGUAGGGAGCAUUUCAGGCUCUUCCUCCAGAAAGAAUUCAGUGCUGAAAAUCUAAAAUUUUGGGAAGCGUGCGAAAGAUUGAAAAAAAUUUCUUUGAAAGAAGUUAAAUCAGCCGUGCUUGAAAUAUACAAUGAUCAUUUAGGGAAAAUGUCGACGGACCCUGUAAACCUGGAUGGGCGCGUGCUAGAGUCAGUCAAGAAAAACGUAGAAUCAGACCCUAGCAACAGAUACUGCCUUGACGAAGCACAGGACCACAUCUUCCUGCUGAUGAAGAGGGACAGUUACAAUCGCUUCAUAAGACUUGAUUUGCAUAAAGAAUUCUGUAAAUCAUCGAGAAAAAAGGGCAGGAAUGUGGCUACUUUCCCGGAUCCUAUGUUGAAGUAUUCUUCAAAUUUUCACUAG
Helobdella robusta is the source of this 1311-nucleotide messenger RNA. RefSeq lists its product as hypothetical. Bases 1 to 1311 code for a protein of 436 amino acids. Gene Ontology annotation, biological process: intracellular signal transduction; G protein-coupled receptor signaling pathway; regulation of G protein-coupled receptor signaling pathway. The transcript is spliced from 16 exons. NCBI's taxonomy places the organism in Eukaryota, Metazoa, Annelida, Clitellata, Rhynchobdellida, Glossiphoniidae. The record is from RefSeq and is a predicted model, not a curated record.